AUCUGCUGCGAAGUGAAAACUAGAAGGCGGUGGCGAAGUGUGAAGUCAAGGCAACAUGGCUACUGCACGGUAACUGGUCUUCCGUGACCCAAUAUUUAUCCCUUUGCAAUGUUUUAAUUUGCGGCCCGACCUUAGAAAUGAGCAUACUAUUCAACGCUGAAAUGGCUCUACUUCCUGGUGUUCCGUAUGAGUGAGAGGAUGGGUGCGUCAGCCUCCAACCCAGCCGGGGGGCUGGGUGGCCCCAGUGCCUCUGGUCUGAGUGGCCCAGGGAGCCUGGGGAGUCAGGGUGCUUCUGGUUCUGCAGUUGGCUCAACAGCCCAAGCAGCCCGCUUGUCUUCGAAUCAGAGCCCAGGCCUUGUGUCAUCUGGGACCAAUGAUCAACUUUGUUUAUUAGUCAGGGAACGGAAAAAGAAGGGUACAAGUUUUGCAACACUAAGGAAAAAGUGGAUGAGGAAAAGGCGGUCAUCAAAAGCUUGUGAUCAUGGACGUGUUCUGCGGGAGCUUGUCAGUGAUUGGGGCUCUUUGGAAUUAGGUGGUCUCCUGGAAGAGUAUGAAGCAUUGGCUGCUCUGAAGGACUUGUGUGUGCAGGCAGAGUUGGCUAGACCUCCUGCAGCCACUUAUAAACAAGAUCUCUCUACACUUUAUGACUUUAAGCACUGUACGGAUGUGGAUCUUGUUUUCCAUGGCAUCUGUUUCCCUGUUCAUCGAGCAAUCCUCUCUGCUCGUUGCCCCUAUUUUCGGGACCUUCUUGCUGGUUACCCAGUACAUGGAGCUCGAAUUAGGGUUGAGCCAAGGACAGCUGGGGUCGAUGUGGAAAUGUUUUCCUCUCUUCUUCGUUACCUCUAUACUGGAGAUUUGCGGCCCCUUGAGGGGAAUCCUGAAAGGAUUGCAUUACUACGAAGACUUGGCAACGAAUUUGGUACCUUAAACCCUCUUGAACGUGAUCUUAGAUACCUAUUAGAGUCAGGAGAUUAUGCUGAUGCCGCUUUAGUUUUCACUUCUGAUGGUGAUUGUCGACGGCCAGAUUCUGGAAGCUCUGAAUAUGGCUUCCGUCCUAAAUUAGAGCUACCAUGUCAUAAAGCAUUGCUUUCUGCACGGUCGCCAUUUUUUAGGAAUCUCAUACAGAGAAGAACAAGAUCUGGUGAAGAGCACACAGAAAGAGCCCUUCAUAUUCCCACAAGGAUUGUCCUUGAUGAAUUCGUGAUACCCAAAAGAUAUGCUCGUGUGUUGCUACAUGCCAUAUAUCUUGAUACGGUAGAUCUGUCACUGAUCCUGCGGGGCAGUGGUUGUGCUGGAAGCUCUGGCAGCCUUGGUGAGGUACAAGCUUUAACUAACACUGGACGAACCAGACCUAGUGCUCUGGAGGAGGCCAUGGAGCUGUAUCAGAUGGGUCGAUUCCUGGAACUUGACAUUGUCACUCAAGGCUGUGAAGAUCUGAUUCUAGAGUGGCUCACGUUGGAUGCUUUACCUGCAGUCCUGAAGUGGAGUAGCCAACCUCAUGGUUCUGCUUGGGUGCACCGACAAGCUCUUCAUUUUCUGCGAGAAGAGUUCUCACAGGUUGCCUCCAGUCCAGUUUUGCAUCAACUAGACAAAUUUCACUUGAUUCAAGUUCUCCAAAGUGACUUUCUUCAAGCGAGUGAGUUGGAGGUUUUGCAAGCUGUGCUGAAGUGGGGAGAACAAGAGUUAGUCCGCCGUAUGGAAGAUAGAGAGCCUAAUCUUUUGAAUCACACUGCUCACUCGGUAGCCCGUAAAGGCGUCAAGAAGAGGGAUCUUAGUGAUGUAGAGCUUCGUGAAAUCCUCUGUGAAUUGUUACCUUUAGUGAGGGUCGAUCAUGUUCUUCCACCCAAUAGUGAGGUUCUGAGUCAGGCAAUUAGAAGAGGUUUAGUUAGCACUCCUCCAAGCCAUAUGAUUGGAGAUGAUCGUCACAGUGUUUCAGUUCUUAGGUUAGAUGCGUGGGUUCGAGGCACAAGAAAUAGUGGUUUAUUUGUGAGGCCUCGCCUCUUCAUGCCGUAUUUUGAAGAAUGCAAGUCUCUGCUUGAAGAUCAUUUAGUGCCUGAUGUUGAUGUAUCGCGCAUGAGAAGAAACCGUUACAUAAGGGAUAUCCCUGACACAUUAUACAUGGUGGAGGACAAACCUCGUUCCCAAGCUGCCAAUGUCCCAGUUGAUGUGUUGGCAGCAGCAAUUCCAGUGCCUGAUCCUGCAACCAUGUCAGCAAUGUUGAAAAGGGAAGUGAAGUUGCGACAGAGUGUCAGUGUUCAAAGGGCUGUUUCUUUACCUCUUUCAUCACGUCACGAAAUUAACCGCCAAGUACGGUUAAGGGUAGUUCGAGAAUUCAAUUUACCUGAUGCAGUUGCAGAUUUGUUAGAGAAUGCUGCUUGCUACUCCAAUACUGAGGAAGAAACAGAUAUGACUAUGGAAACUGAAACUGAUCAUAAUUUACAUAGUAAUGCUGCCAGUAGUUCUACAUGCCCUGUCAGGCGUGUAACACUACCUCGCUCUCACAGAGGAGAACUUCCUGCAGUUGUUACUGAGGGUGACUCGUAUCGUAUACCAGGAGAGGCUGGUAGUAGCUCUUGCAGUGAUGGUCACUUAUCGGACAUCAUGCCAGACGUUGCCAUGGCGACGGCAUCCUUUGGACAACUGCAACUACAAGAACAAACUGAGCUGGAGCUAGAUCUCGGGGAUGGUAACAUGCAUACUGGUCCUCUUGGCCACCCAUCUCACUCUCAACAGAUGGCAAUGCAAAUGCCACAAGGUGUUCACCAUGGUCAUGGCCAUGGCCAUGGCCACCCUCUGCAUCCACUUGCCCUGGGCCCUGCCCCCGUCACUGCCCACAGCCAGCGCCAGCGCUACAGGUACUUGGGGGGAUGUCCGCCUCAGGGAGUCCCGCCCCCUUACUCACACCACACUGGUCCUCCCCGGUUCAUCUAACAGUGACUCACUCACAUUACAGUGCUUCAAUGUUUUUUUGUUGUUGUGAAAGCUAUGUUGGUUACUGGGGUGGACUUGUGUUUAUUCUUGGAAUGUUUUUUUGUUUAUUGUGUGGGUGCCUGUGAUAUUUGUUUUAUUUGUCAGAGGGUUUUUAAGAAGGCUGUGCAUUGUAUUUUGUACUGGCCUCUUACAUGUACAGUGUAUUUAUUGUAUCUAAAUUUGUCAAAUUUGUUUAGACAUCACAAAUUGAAUAUGUUGCAACACAGUUAGAUCAUGACAGAUUUUUUUCCUAGAAAUGGCUUUUGAACUUUAUGUUUGUACACAAGUAGAGGUAAAAUACGGUUUGGCAGUUAAAAUAUAAAUUUUACAAUUGGCAUCGGCAGCUGACUAUUUCUACCACUAGGAAAUUUGUUAUUUCUUUUUAUUAUUAUUUCUUUAUCUUAUGUUAAUUAUUACACUGUAUGUGAUGUGAUACUUAAACUGCAAGACAUUAUGGAGUCCUCUAUGUAUUUUGUUUUUCCUAUGUGAUGUUGUUUUAUUCUUAUCCAUUCUGGCUUUGGUUAUGAAAAAAUGUUUGUUAUUCUUGAAAAUUAUCUUGCUUGAUAGCUGCUUCUUGUUUAAAAUGUUGUCUUUAGUAAUGUGUUAUUUUCAUUUUUCAUUUUCUGGUUUACUUAAAGUUGAAAGGCGCAAGUAAAAAUUGUGCUCUUGUAAAAAAUAUUCUGUUGGCUUUUUUAAAAUUGAAUCUCAUACUUAGCCUCCUUGUUGUUUGGUUUUCCUUUGCUCUGGAGGUUAAGUCCUUGCUUUUAUGAACCUCAAUUGUGAGAUUCUGUUAAUAAUCAUUCAGAUAUUUUUUACAAAAUUAGGAAAAAAAAAAGUAAAUGAAGGCACUAUUGUGGUGGAAUAGCAGAUUGCAGCCUCUUUGUCAAGCCAUAAACAUCUAGGACUAUGGAGCUUUGGAGAGGAAACAUGCUUGGAGCUCUUCUUGCCAUCUGCUCCAUUUUGCUUUUUUUCCCCUUUUCACUGUACGUUUGGGUUUUAAGAAAGGAAAAGGAAAGGAGAAGAUCUAGGUGUUGACCUGUGCAAAUCCGUGUAGUGGUUGGUUGUACCUUUUCUUACUCCACCAGAUACAUUAAGUCUGCAGGGCUUGCUGUGCUGUUCCAUCUAAACACGGUGUUGAAACAAUCAGCUUUGUAGUACAAGCCAAAUAUGUAAUGUAUGAGUUUUCAUUGCGACUUAGGCCAUACUUUUGAUUGGAAUCUUAGUAUGCAGAUAGGUGUAUGUAAGUUUGUUUUUUCUUAAGACUGAUUUCGUCUCCUUGGUAUAAAGCAGUUUUAGUCUUGCUCACGGUCAACUGAAGUGCUUUCUCAUCGUGUUUUCUUUUCUCAUGUUAUAACAGGGAGGUUUUCCAUUGGACAAUUUGGCUUCCAUUAUUUAAUAUUGUACGUGAUAGAUUCCCGUUGUACAAAUACUUUACUGCACCAAUCAACCAAAAUUUAUCCUAUUUUUUAAGCGUCGAAAGAAUCAUUGACAAUGAAAUAAACUUUGUAAUUAGGGCCAGAAAAUGUAAUCUGCUGUUGAUUUCUUGUGACCAAACCUUAAUGUAAACCCUUUUAAAAGUACUUCAAACUGUAGAUAUUAUGUAUAUUUAAAGUUUUUAUGAUAAUUUUAAUUAUUGUGUGUACCUACCUUGCCAAAGGACUUGGAGGGCUGAAUGUGUUCAUCAGUUGUAUGGAGCAGAAAAUGGAAUUUCAUUUUCAUUUAAUAGAAUAAAAAUUUAUUCCUAUUAAUACAUACCUAUAUUUAAAUAUAUACAAAUACAUAUUUAUAAAUAUAUAUAUGAAAAUUAUACAUAUAUGUAUAUGUCUAUAUGAACUAGAAUAGACUGUUAAGAUUGUAAUUAUGCGUUCAGUGGCCAUCACUUGUGUGUCAGAGUGCUUUAAGGAAACAAAUGCGUAUGUUCUAAUGUACUGGAUCAUAACAUUAUUUUGGCUAGCCAAAGUACCGUUAGUAUGUGUAGCUUUUGAUUCUUCUAAUCCAGCAAUCCAGCUCUUGAAACAGGUAUUCCCACUCUGGUGUAUGGCUAAAAUGUCAUUCAAUACAAGCUGUCAAAUUCUUUUAUAUUUGUUUAUUACUCUGUAGGAAUUCAGCAGAGGGUUCUUAUUUACUUAUAGGCUUACCUUAUUUUUAUAGCUCCUUCUCAAAUGUACCAUACUGAUUUCUUUUCUUAAAAAAAAAAAGUUGUGAAGGUUAUUUGUAAAGAGUACCUUUUCUGGUUAUGGUUUGAAUGACUUUCACAUAUUCCACUUGUGCUUAUUGAACAAUAGUUCUUUUUAGAUUGAAAGUACAUUAGAACUCAUUGACCAUCCCUCUUUUACUGUGGUGUUAAAAAGGGAUGCAUCUCCUGUAGUCGCUGACGGUAUCAGUGUUGCAUGAGUACCUUUCAACUCAAUCCAUGUAGUUUUUGUUUUCUAUCAUGCUCUUAUGUAGUAUAUGUUGGGUGGAAUAACAUGCAGUUUUGCUCAUUGAUGGUAUUGGGGGAAAAUGAUAUAACAAAGUCCUGCAACACAUGUCAUGUUUUGUGUAAUUUGUAAAGUUGUGAUAUUUAAUGAAUUUUAUUACAGUACCUAAUAGUCUCCUCUUAUUAUUAUUUUUCUUUUUGGAAAUGAAAGAAAGCUAAGUAUUUUUCUCUCA
Thrips palmi is the source of this 5622-nucleotide messenger RNA. Its product is annotated as BTB/POZ domain-containing protein 7. The record is from RefSeq and is a predicted model, not a curated record. Gene Ontology annotation, biological process: morphogenesis of a branching epithelium. Bases 187 to 2931 code for a protein of 914 amino acids. Lineage: Eukaryota; Metazoa; Arthropoda; Insecta; Thysanoptera; Thripidae. The transcript is spliced from 12 exons. Gene Ontology annotation, molecular function: protein binding.